AUGUCUAAUCAAUAUCCUACAAAUGCAAAUUCUGUACGUCUAACACCUUCACGUCGAAAAUGGUUUAUUGAUUUACAAAUUCGUAAAAAUGAACGUUUACCUGUUACAACUAAUGAAAAUAGUUUAACAACAACAACAGUAACAACAACAACACAACUAAAUAAUAAUAAUAAUAAUAAUCUUUUAUUAUCACCUAUUGGCUAUAAUGAACAACGAGUGUCAGAUGUAAUAACACAAGAUGAUGAUGAACAUUUAUUAGCAAGACGUUCAUGGGAUAUAGCAUUACAGCCAAUAAAACAAUUACCUAUGAAUAUUGUUUUAGCAUGGAUGGCUGGAAAUUCUUUUUCACUAAUGUCAAUUAUGAUCGUAGUCAUGUUAUUUAUGAAGCCAAUACAAGCCAUAUUUUCACUUAGUUCAGCAUUUGCAUCAUUAGAACAAGAAGGUUUAGUCGGAAAUAUAUGGUUACAUAAAAUAAUGUAUUUUUUGGGUAAUCUUACACAUUUAGCAUUAGCUUUGUAUAAAUGUCAAUCGAUGGGUUUAUUACCUACAUAUAAUUCCGAUUGGAUUGCAUUUGCCGACCAACAAACACAAAUGGAAACAUCUCUUGGAGGAAUGAUUUAUUCUUAA
This is a messenger RNA of Adineta steineri, 627 nucleotides long. The record is from the annotation of a GenBank genome assembly. NCBI's taxonomy places the organism in Eukaryota, Metazoa, Rotifera, Eurotatoria, Adinetida, Adinetidae.